Cladocopium goreaui is the source of this 567-nucleotide messenger RNA. The record is from the annotation of a GenBank genome assembly. Lineage: Eukaryota; Dinophyceae; Suessiales; Symbiodiniaceae.
AUGGUUGUGUCGACUGGAGUCUAUGCCAAAUUGGGCGGCCUAUAUGAAGCUUGGGAUGAGAAGAAGGAUCUGCGAGAACAGUUUCGAAACGUGAAGCGGCUCUUGGUGGAGAGACCUGCAGAAGGUGACUCUAUUGAGACAACCACCGCAGCCAUUGCUCGCACAGCCUUGAACCUGCGCUUCAACAGUGCUGCAGUGGAGCCACUGUGCUGGAAGAUGAGGAAUGCACCUCAAUCUGUGCCAUGCAUCGAUGCAUUGCACAGAGAGGUGCAGAAAUUCCACGAGGCACAUGGUCUGAACUCAGCCUUCAAGACCAUCCAGGAUGAAGCAUGGAGUCUCAGGUACAUGUUCGGAUUGGUGAAGCAAUUGACGUACAAGCAAGGACCACCCAGAGAUCCCGUUUUCCUCUCGAUGCUGAAGGCCUUUGGGGUGAACCUGGAGGAAUGGCGGCCUGAAGCGAAACCACCUGCGGCUGCUAAGGACUGCCUUGGGCCACUGGGAGGGAGUUACUUCUCGACCUUAGAUUCAAGCUUAGUUUUAGUUUGCUUGAUUGAUAAUUUAGAUUAG